Anisakis simplex (herring worm) is the source of this 219-nucleotide messenger RNA. Lineage: Eukaryota; Metazoa; Nematoda; Chromadorea; Rhabditida; Anisakidae. The record is from the annotation of a GenBank genome assembly.
AUGAAACUCCAGAUCAAGGUUGAUGACAAUGGCAAAAUCAUUGAUGCGAAAUUCAAGACUUUCGGCUGUGGGUCGGCGAUUGCAUCUAGUAGCCUGGCAUCGGAAUGGAUCAAAGGGAAGACCACGGAUUAUGCAUCCACAGUACGGAAUGACCAGAUCGCGAAGGAACUCUCUCUGCCACCAGUCAAGCUGCACUGCUCGAGUUCGUUCCUCCUUUGA